Funneliformis geosporum is the source of this 287-nucleotide messenger RNA. Lineage: Eukaryota; Fungi; Glomeromycota; Glomeromycetes; Glomerales; Glomeraceae. The record is from the annotation of a GenBank genome assembly.
CUCCACCUCCACAACAUGGACGUAGAACCACUUCCCGACAUCUUGAAAUUCCCCCAGUUGACAAAUCGGUUGGUCAGUUAGGUUGGAAUGCAAAGUGUAGACGUUGGAUGCAACAGCAAUACGUAAGAUGCGUAUUCGGAGUUAAAGUUUACAGUCCAAGAGCUACACGAAAUGCAAACGGACAGUUGGAUCGAUGUAUGAUUGCAAGACUUUGGACGCGUCAGGCAACGCCAAUACCAGGAAGACACAUGCCAGUAGCAGGACAGCCAGGAGUACAUUACGAAGAG